Sphaeroforma arctica JP610 is the source of this 974-nucleotide messenger RNA. RefSeq lists its product as hypothetical. The coding region runs from base 99 to 974 and encodes 291 amino acids. The record is from RefSeq and is a predicted model, not a curated record. Lineage: Eukaryota; Ichthyosporea; Ichthyophonida. The transcript has a single exon.
CGGGAUUUGGGAUAUUGUCGUGUUACCGUUCGCGACACAGGUGUUGAGAACAGUCCCCCGAGAUCCGCCCUGAGUCGCAAGUGACGCAACUCGCAAGCAUGGAGGGCACACCAGGACAUGCAGAGCCAUAUGUAGAGGGGCAUGUACAGGGUAAACUUGGAUGGGAAGGCAUGGCUGGCCCUUGGGCUGAGGAGAGGACUGGGGCUGAUGAUAAGCAAGCUUGUUCAGGAAACCAGACGAUUGUGAAUGGUGAAGUGCAUGGACUUGAUGGGGGAGACAGUUUAAAAGGUGCGAACUCGGAAGAGGGUGGUAUAUUUGCAGCUCAGAUAAAGGAUUUAUCGACAAAGCGCGAAAUGCAGCUCAGUUCUGGAAGCGUGCUCCCGGAUGCCGAUGCCGUGUCCACGAAGGAUCAAUCCGUACGCGAGACUACCACAUCAGAUGCGGACGAUAGUACUGGAAUAGUAGUAGCCGGCGAGCAAUCUAACCAGAAAAGCAGUACACAGAUAACUAGUGACGGAACGAGUCCCAUUCAAUCUGUUGGUGGGGCUACCCUAUUGGGUAUGAUCAAUUCAGUCAUCACAUCAAUACAGGCAUCGGAUGCGCCAAGCUCUCAAGCCGAUAGUGCGCUCAGUAUAGCCAAGGAAGAAUUGUCCCCAUCGACAAAUGAGAGUAAUCAGAAGCGCUACAAGAUGGAAUCGGAGAUAGAGAAGGAUGUACAGAUGAAUAACCCGUCGAUAGCUGAGACAAAGAAAACUAUGAAUACAAGGGAAGCCAACAGAUUCAAGCCCCCCAUCAUAGAUGUACCAACGGAGCAAGAGGACAGUGAGGAAUCCGACGACUCCUCGGAUGACAGUGAGUGGCACCCGGACAUGGAUUCGGAUGCUGAGGAUAUGGCCGUAGUGCGGGUGGCCGAGGAGAGCGAUGACGAGAUGGCGGAGUGUGAAAUGAGUAAGGAAAUGCUCGAGAAAAGGUAG